CUAACAAAUGUCGCGGGCGUUGAAUAAGCAAACUGAAAAUAAAAAUAUUAGAAUAAAUAUACAUUAAUUACAUGGAUCGACAUAUAAUUUUAACAUACAUUUUUAAAUUAACACUACUUAAAAAAGUUUUUUUUUUUUUGACAAGAGUUAAAAAAGUUAUUUAAAUGUUUAUUUAACGUUCUAAAGACGUUCGUAACAAGAUCCUUUAAAAUAUAUCAAUAAAGUACGCAUUAAUGACCGUUCAAAAAAUUCAAUUAAUGGAUAAAAUAUUAACAAAAACUAAACAAAGAAGCAAUGUCAAAUUAUCAUUGGUGUUAAAUAACCACAAAACUAAACUCAACUAAAAAAAAUCCAUGUUUCCAUUCAUCAGGUGGAAUUCUCAUUCUCUCUUCUCACUAUUUUCCCAGAUUCCGACAUAGUAAAUAUAAAAAAAAUCUCACCUUCAUCCAAUCAAAACCCGACAUCAAACCGCCACGUGUCAUCCUCCGAACUCUCUGAAGUCUCCUCCCUGUUUUUUAUCGGUCGGUAUAUCUUUCUUUCAAACUCUCCAUAUAAUCAAUACCAACAACAACUAAAUAAAUUUAUUCAUGUAAAUUAGAUCAAACCCCAUUUUUUCUUCGCCUACAUAUAUUUUUUUUGCUAUGGCGAGAUCGAAUGGGGUGAUGGUGGUGGAGUUGGUUUCCGACACGAUAACGAUGGCGGUGAUGAGCGGAACAAGAAAGCGGCAACGGCGACAACGACGGCGAGAAGAGACGGAAAAUGAAAUUGAAAAUAGUAAUGAAAAUGAUCCAAUGGAAGUGUUGGGUGAAGAUAUAAUGAUGAGAAUAAUGGGAUGUUUGGAUGCACGCAGCUUGGCACGCUCUCUUCUCGUGUCCCGCUCUUGGUUUUCGCUUGCUUCUUCUGAUUCUUUUUGGUCUCCCUUGUGUAAAAAGUUGUGGAUUGGGAAAGCGCAUAUACCCAGAUGGUCUAAAGUACCAGGAUUGUCAAAGUUAGCUUGUUAUUCCCGUGCAGUCACUGAUAGUAAGCGGAUCCGUAUUAUGAGGGAGGAUCUCUGCGACCAUUCCUGGGAUUUUCAUUUCACUGAGGCUGCCCCUGCUUAUUGGAAAAAUCUCGAUCCAUACUGGGGAGGUUCAGGCUCUCCAAUGCAUCGUUACUUCCAUGCUGAUGGGAGCCAGACUGCAGACCCUGACGACAAGGUUUGGGGUGGCCAUGAGUGUACUUACACAAUUGUUACCAGCAUUGUCGGAGAUGGAAAGAUCAGGGAAAACUAUGUCAGGAUAAAUCGUUGGCCUCGCUUGGCUGUGUCGAGGAGGGAUGACUGGGGUUGGGAGAUGUCCAAUGUUAUCUUCGCUUACUCAAGUGUCCCAGAUGCACACAAGGAUAGCGGGACUGGACCUAUGUUCUAACUUAUACAUACAGAGUUUUUCCCUGCAGUUUCUUUGUUUAGGAAUUGAAUUCAAAUGGCAUAAUUUAGGCCAAGUUUUUCUAGUGGUCCUAUGAUGCCAAUAGGUAAUAUUUACAGUUUUUCCUUGUUUCUUGAAUAAUUAAAAUUGCCUAUAAUAAGAGCUGGGUGGAGUAAUGUCUGAGUGUGAUCAGUUUGUAGUCUAAAUAAUAUGUAUACUUCUACUUAAUAGUUAUAGGUUUUGUGUUCCACUUUGCCAAUGUAUAUCAGAGGGUUGUGAUAAUGCUUAAUAUUCUACUUUUUUUUU
Molecule: messenger RNA, 1709 nt
Organism: Chenopodium quinoa (quinoa)
Lineage: Eukaryota; Viridiplantae; Streptophyta; Magnoliopsida; Caryophyllales; Amaranthaceae
Exons: 4
Coding region: 642-1406 (254 amino acids)
Molecular function (GO): protein binding
Source: RefSeq, a predicted model, not a curated record